Molecule: messenger RNA, 3757 nt
Organism: Saimiri boliviensis boliviensis (Bolivian squirrel monkey)
Lineage: Eukaryota; Metazoa; Chordata; Mammalia; Primates; Cebidae
Gene: MXD4
Product: MAX dimerization protein 4
Biological process (GO): regulation of transcription by RNA polymerase II
Molecular function (GO): protein dimerization activity; RNA polymerase II cis-regulatory region sequence-specific DNA binding; DNA-binding transcription factor activity, RNA polymerase II-specific
Source: RefSeq, a predicted model, not a curated record
UUGAGGGCCCGAGGCGGAGGGUGGCGGCCGAGCGCCGGAUUCCGCGGAGUCUGGAAGUGCGGCGGCCGGGCGCGCGGGGCGAGCGGCGAGCGGAGCCGGCCGGAGCGGGCCGGGCAGCGGCCGCCGCCGUCCCGGGGCGUGCGGGCGGGCGCGGGCAGGAGGAUGGAGCUGAACUCCUUGCUGAUCCUGCUGGAGGCGGCCGAGUACCUGGAGCGCAGGGAGCGAGAGGCCGAGCACGGCUACGCCUCGGUGCUGCCCUUCGACGGCGACUUCGCCAGGGAGAAAACAAAGGCGGCCAGCCUGGUGCGCAAGGCCCCGAACAACAGGUCUUCACACAACGAGCUAGAAAAGCACAGACGAGCCAAACUCAGGCUGUACCUGGAGCAGCUUAAGCAGCUGGUGCCCCUGGGUCCUGACAGCACCCGCCACACCACACUGAGCCUCCUGAAGCGGGCCAAGGUGCACAUCAAGAAACUGGAGGAGCAGGACCGCCGGGCACUGAGCAUCAAGGAGCAGCUGCAGCAGGAGCAUCGCUUCCUGAAACGGCGUCUGGAGCAGCUGUCGGUGCAGAGCGUGGAGCGUGUGCGCACGGAUAGCACGGGCUCCGCCGUCUCCACGGACGACUCAGAGCAAGAGGUGGACAUAGAGGGCAUGGAGUUUGGCCCUGGUGAGCUGGACAGUGUUGGCAGCAGCAGUGACGCGGACGACCACUACAGCCUGCAGAGUGGCAGCAGCGGUGACAGCGGCUUCGGCCCCCACUGCCGGCGGCCGGGCCGCCCCACCCUCUCAUAGGCCUGUGCCCUCUGCUGCUUGGCCUGCCUGCCUGCCAGCCACGCGUGUCAGCCCUCCAGUUCUCCUUCAGUUGAUGCCAGCCUCUCCACAGGCCCACUGCUGUGCCAUUCUGGAAGCUCCAGCUGCCACCUGGGCUGCCUGGCACUGUCUGCUUGCUGGUCAGGGCCUGCCGAGCCACCUGCCCCUCCCAGCUGGGCAGGGUCCCCUGCAAGGAGGCAGGGCCCAGCUCCCACGCCCGGAGCCCUGGUCAGCAUAGCCGCCCACGGUCUGUUCUCAGAUUCCUAAUCAUUCCAGAAGUAUUAAAUGUCAUUGCUGCAAACCUGGGCGGGCGCCGUGUGAGGAAGCUUAAUGACCACCACAGGGAGCUCAGACCCCCAACCCUGGAUCCCAGGAGAAAGGAGCGGACUGAGAAGGAAGGAAGGCAAGGCUGGCUGGCCAUCUGUCUGUCUGUUCACGUAGGCUCCUGGCGUGGACAAGGGAUCUGUGAAGGGCGGGACUUGGGUGAGCACCUGGGGCAGGUGGGUGGUCAGGGUCCUUCCCGCCUCAAAGGUGUCAGGGCCGAGGGCUGGGCUCUCCAUGCUGGGCAGCGUCUGCUCCGGUAGGACUGUCAGACGCGCACACGCACACACCUAGGCACACGCACCUGUGUACACGCUCACACAGACACACCUGGGUGCCCUGAGGUCACAUGUUCUGGGGAUGAUGGCCUGCAGGGGUCAUCUGGCAAACAGCAGCCCCUGGACUGUGCCUGCUUCCCCCUCCAGCUCUGCUCACCCGUGCCCGCCCAGCAGUCCUGCCUGUGCACAGGAAAGGGGCUUCUCUUCCUGGCUGGGGCUGGGGUGAGCUGGAGUUGCAGCCGCUGGGUCCUCGGGGGCUUUUUCAUCUCCCUUUUUUUAAACAAAAAGCAAAAAAUUAAAUGCUGCACUGCCCCGCAGCCCAGUGAGGGCUCCGGAGCCUCCUUAGGAAAGGGGUCUUUAUGAGCUCCGCGGCGGCAGCCUCGGCUGUCGGAGAGGCUUUCCCAAAAAACGGAAGCAUUUUUAACAAGAAGGGAGCGUCAAGACUCUCGGCCAAGGGGCGUCCGUGUGUGCUGCCUGUUCCCUGAACCAGAUUUUUGUACUCUAUUUUCCUAGCUGUCAUUGUGUCCUUGUUUGCCGAGGGGUGGGAGCCACCCAGCGUCUCAGGGACCUGUCCCUCUGUCAUGUCGUCAGAGUGUGCCUUGUGUCUUGUGUCUGGCCUUGCCCUGCCCACCAGCAUGUCCCAGGCUCAGGGUGCCCCAGGCCUGCCCAGCCAGUGCUGUACUCCCGGCCCCUGUGGACAGCCCCUCCCUCCGGCCAGGGCUUCCUGGGGGCACUGCAGCCAGGCCCUUGUGGGCGGCACAGAGGGGCCGUGACCUGACCCCUAGUGUUGCCUUCCCCCCGCGGCUGGCAGGGACCUGCUUUCUCCCUAAAGAGGUGGAUUCUCACCUUCACCUGCCUCGAGACCCCCACUUCCUGGCCUAGGCGAGAGUGCCAGGUUUCAGACGCUGGCAGCCAGUGAAGACUGCGCUCAGCGGUGGUGCAGGCCUGGCACCGGGAGGCUUGCCCCAGCCUUUCCUUCCUGCAGCCUCUGUCCCUGGUGGGGCUGGCCCUCAGCAAGCCUCUGCUGCAUCUUCACCAAUUUCCGUAUCGCGGGGAAAAUUCUUGUCUAUUUUCAGUUGUAUGCACAGAUGCCCCAGGGUGGGGGGCCUGUUGUGGCGGAAAGGGGUCCCUGGAAACAGCUCUGGCACUGAACCUGCCCUACAGGCUGUAGGGGGUGCCUGGAGCCUAGGGGCAUGCACAUGCCCUGCGGGGGGUGGUGAGGAAGCCUGUCUGCAGCUUCUUCCAGCCCCACUGGUGCCCAGAAAGGAGCUUCCCCUGCCUGCCUGAGCUGUAAACCCAGCAGUCAUUUCAAACACCCCUGCACCUCUGAGCAAGGCAGGCCAUGUUUAAGAGCUUGCUCUCCGAGCCAGCACUCCAGGGACCUGAGGUGGUCGCAUCCCUGCCCUGAAUUCCUGAAGCACCAGCUCCCUGCCCCACCCUCUGGUGCCUGGGGCAGCCGGGGGGCUUCUACUGUCAUCUCUGACCAGCAGAAUCCACCCAGUGACCAGUGAUGGCCCUUCGGCCGACCCUCCCGGCAGCUCAGCCCGUGGCUUUUCAGGCUGUGGUUCCCACGUGGACUGGGAAGCAGUCUCAGCCACCGGGGUGCUGUUCCGCUGCCCCUCCCUGCCACCAGCAGGUGGGUGAGGGGUGGCCCACUGGGUGGGGGCUGGUGCUAGGAGUCGCCCACAUGCUCAGACCUCCCACAGCUCACUGCCAGGGGCCUAGGUUGCCAUCCCUGGUGGCUCCAGGGACCAAGAGGCCAUCACCGUCUGUCUAUAGAGAGCAGACGGGAGCAGAACAGCCCCCGGGAUACCCGAGUCUCUGCUUGUGCCCUCCCAGCCCACACUGGGGCUCUUGGCAGCUGGGAGGCAGCCCCCGCAAACCGCAUACCAGGGCCCCGCCAUCCUCACAGAGUGGGAGAAGCCGCAGCAAAGCUUCACCUCUGCAGACCCCAUCUUAGGGGCACAGUGCUCAGGCCUGCGACCCUGGGUGGUGGAGCCCUGUUCUGAUCUUUGGCCCUGGGGGCCCUGAUCUGCUGUCUGCCCCGGCCCAUGCCAUCCAAAGGGUGAGGUGGGUUCCCCUGUGCCCUGCCUCCCUCUGUCAGCGAACCUGGGACCCUCUUCCCUACUGCCUGCACCGAGGACCCUGACCCUGGGCCAGCAAGGUGGCCCCAGGCCCACAUUGGGCACUAGGACAGGUUCCGUGCCAGAGUUGGGGGCCACACAGGGCCUGGUGCCAGUGAGGGGGCGUGUGCUGGAGAGGGAAAGGGGCCCCUGCCCAGCUAUCCACCUCGUGGGCCACGCUGUGUCCUUAUGUCAUUGUAAUAUAAAUACAGAUUUUUAUACCUC